UCAUAUUAACGAGACAAUGCUCUUCUGAGGACAUGACUUGUUGAAUAACCAGUGUGGAUUUUAUAAAGAUCCCGUGAUUAAACCGACGCAACAUUUGCACAAUGUUGGCCUGUAGACGGAGUCUCACCGGCACCAUGAUGUCUGCUCUGCGGGUUCUUCGCAGUAAUCAAGUUGUUGUGUCUGGACACGUGCAGAGGGGCCUAUCCACACAAACAGACGGAGAAGUCCGCAUCGCAAACGUACUGAGGAAGAAGUUUCCGUCAGCUGCAUCGCUCAAAGUUGUGGAUAUAUCAGGUGGCUGUGGGGCCAUGUAUGAGAUCCAUAUAGAGUCCAGUGAGUUCGAGGGAAAACGGACCGUCCAACAACACCAAUUAGUCAAUCAGGCUCUCAAGGAAGAGAUCCAAGGAAUGCACGGACUGCGAAUAUUCACAGAUGUUCCAAAACAUUAGAUAAAGUCCCUCUACAGUUCACCCACAACCAUUUCCUUCGUUCACCCUAUUUACUAUGGAUGUACAGUUUCAAAGAGGAUAUGUGUAAUUCCAUAACUGUUCAUGUGUCAGAGGGAAAAAAGCAGAGGGAUGAUAUCUCGGGCAGGUUCACAUUAACAGUGUGAAAUGUGUAAUAAAUGCAAGAUUACGAAGAAGUUAUCUUUAUUUAAGUAGUGAGAUAUCUUCUUUGUUGAGAUAGUUAAAACCAGUGAAGGCUACAAUACGCACAAAAUAACUUGGUACAAUAUCAAGUCAUGUAGAUUUCCUCUCAGGGUUGAUAAUGAUUCCAGUGUAAAGAUAAGCAGCUGAGAAAGUAAUAAAUAGAACUGUCCUCAGCUUUGGAUAUUUGCUUUCCAGAUAUUUAAACUGGGAAAAAUCUCUUUGUGGGGAAUUGUUCUGUAAUGUAACUGAGACUGAUCACAAGUUUGUUACUGUUCCAUGAAAGUUAAUCAGCUUUAAAAUGAUUAGUAAUCAUUGGAUUGUACAGGACCUUCCAUUCACGCUUCCUAUGCAUUGAUAAUGCAAGUUGCAAUAAAAAGCAGCAGCUUUCCAUCACACACUUAUUACUUGAUUUACUACGGAGGCUUUAGUGAUAAACAUUUUACAAACACAUUUGCAAAGAAAAUGUACAUUGCAAUAGUGUCAGUUACACCAACUAGUUAAAUAAAUCUAGUUGUAUACGA
Epinephelus fuscoguttatus (brown-marbled grouper) is the source of this 1171-nucleotide messenger RNA. It is a transcript of the gene bola3, whose product is annotated as bolA family member 3. The transcript is spliced from 4 exons. The coding region runs from base 102 to 449 and encodes 115 amino acids. Lineage: Eukaryota; Metazoa; Chordata; Actinopteri; Perciformes; Serranidae. The record is from RefSeq and is a predicted model, not a curated record.